GUGGCCACCAUUUACAUGCACAUCAUUUUCCAAUUUAGGUCCAAGUUUGAUGUGCAUGUAAACAGAGAUUUAAAAAAAUCUAGGUGUGACGGUCAACUUUUGCUUAACCCAAUAAAAGGACACAGUUUAAAGUGUUUUCAUGAUCAAUAUUUUGUCAUAUUCAGUGUUUCAAGAUUGAGAUUUCACAUCUUUGGCAAAAAGACAAUCACCAGAUUCCCUUUUCCCAGGUUACCGUUGCCAUACUGUAAGAUGGCGGGUUAUUGGGCCAUCAGUCAGGGUGGAAGUACACGACGAAAGCUGCUGUGUCCAACAGAGUCUCAUCAGAUAGAUAUCAAGGGCCCAGUGUUUCUGCGGGUUCAGAGUUAUCCUUCUGAGAGGCACGAGUCCAGAUCUGUGAGCUUCACCGAGGAACAGGCUCACUGGCAGAUUCCCAUGAACAAGGUCAACAUCGUCUGUGACGUCACCACUGCUAACGAUUCCAUUUAUGUGGCCACAUGUAACCCUGUAUCGCUGUAUGCUAUGAAGGAGAAAGGAGACUCCGUCCAGUGUGUUGAGCUCUAUGACAUCUUCCCCCGGACCAUCAGUGGAGUCUGGCAGCCCUUUGUCUCUGUGGCGGCACUGGGCAACCCGCUGCAGGACCAGGUGGUGCUCCAUGAAGAACAGGGCAACACAGUGCUGCAUCUGGACCUGGUGACCGGUGCUGUGAGGAGACUGGUCCUGUCUCAGGACAGACAGGAGGAACCACCACGCAAGACCUCAAACUGGUGGAGCAACAAAGAGAGUCAGCCAGCAUACAAAAUGUGCAAGGAGUUUGCCCACAAGAACUGGUUUCUCUUCUACAAAGAAAACGGGAGUCAGCUGGAUGUUGUUGAUGUGCUAGAAGGUCAGGUUCACACCAUCUCCCUCCCCAUCAAUCUCAAAGCUGUGUUCCUGGUGGCUGAAGACCGCUGGCUUCUUGUUGAGAGCAAGACUGACAGGAAGUUCCUGUUGACAAAGCCCAUGCACAUGGGCGCAGAGGACACGGGAGUGUGCCAGCUGCACGCCAUCAGUGAAGACGCGGUUAACACUGGCUUUGGCACCAGCUCAGGGAUGGAAGCCACAGCUCCUCAGGAGGUAUCGAAUGAGCAGCUGCCCAAUGAGAACCUCAGCACUGCCCUGGGCCAGAAGAUCGUCUCUCCCAACCGCGUCCUCUGUGACACUAACACCUAUGCUAAUGUUAUCGUGGGCUUCCCGGAUCUCAUGUCCCCAAAUGAAGUGUACAGCUUUAAGAGAUCUUCGCCCAUAACAGAGGGCCGGGGACCUGAUAUGUUUUUCGGGACAAGUAAGCGAACCGGGCCAGCAAAGAGGGUCAACUGUGUUGUGUUAGGUGCCAAUCAAGUGGUCCGAGCACUGCCCCCUACACAAGUCCCACUGACUGAGAUCUACCCCAAAGAUGUCACACCACCCAUGACUGCUGCUUACCUGGAAGUGACUGACCUGAACUCGAAGAAGCUCAAAUACAUUCCAGUGCCGAGGAGCAGCUCCGUGUCUCCCUACACUGUGUGGAUCUCAAAGGUCUCAGACACAGAUGUAGUGAUGGCUCCUCUGGGCUCUGGUGGAGUGGUGACUGUGGACAUGGGAGGCUACGUCAGAUUAUGGGAAACAGGCCUUGACAACCUGCAGCGCUCUCUGCUGGAGUGGAGGAACAUGAUCGGAUCAGAAGAUGGCAGGCCAAUCCAGAUCACCAUUCAGAGAGACAGUGGCCUAGAUGUUAGCUCCCCCAAACACGGCCAGAUUGACCCCAAAAAUGCCCCUCAUGUAGGGGGGAACCAGUGGGCUGGAGGCACAGGAGGCAGAGAUACAGCGGGUCUUGGAGGGAAGGGAGGCCCUUACCGUCUGGAUGCUGGACACAAAGUUUACCAGAUCUCUCAGGCGGAGAAAGACGCUGUGCCCGACGAGGUGAAGAGAGCAGCACGGGAGAUGGGGGAGAAGGCUUUUAAGCAGAGGCUAAAGGAAAUUGAGAUGAGUGAGUAUGACGCCACCACGUACGAGCGUUUCUCAGGAGCGGUCAGACGACAGGUCCAGUCGCUCCGCAUCAUUCUGGACAGCCUGCAGGCUAAAGGGAAGGAGAGGCAGUGGCUGAGGAAUCAGGCUCUGGGCGAGCUGGACGAUGCUAAGAUCAUUGACGGCCUGACAGGAGAGAAAGCCAUUUAUAAACGCAGAGGAGAGCUGGAGCCAGAGUUGGGGUCUCCUCAGCAGAAGCCGAAGCGUUUACGUCUGCUAGCGGAUGUUUCUGGCAGCAUGUAUCGCUUUAAUGGCGUGGACGGCCGUCUGGAGCGCUCCAUGGAGGCCGUGUGUAUGGUGAUGGAGGCUCUUGAGAACUACGAGCACAAGUUUAAGUAUGAUAUUGUGGGGCACUCUGGAGAUGGGUUUGAUAUAGAACUGGUCAGAUGUGAUAAAGUGCCCAAGAACAACAAGGAGAGACUGAAGGUUUUGAAGACCAUGCAUGCCCACUCGCAGUUCUGCAUGAGUGGAGACUACACGCUGGAGGGCACAGAACAUGCCAUGAAGGAGCUGGCACAUGAAGAAGCCGACGAACAUUUCGUCAUCGUACUGAGCGACGCCAACCUGGAGCGCUACGGGAUCAGCCCCGACCGGUUCGCACGCGCCCUCACCAGUAACCCACAGGUCAAUGCCUUCGCCAUCUUCAUCGGUUCCCUAGGAGACCAGGCGGACAGGCUCCAGAGGACCCUGCCGGCCGGACGAUCUUUUGUCGCCAUGGACACCAAGCAGAUCCCUCAAAUCCUUCAGCAGAUUUUCACAUCCACCAUGCUGUCCAGUGCCUGAGAGAACUCCAGUUGAACAAAUUGCAUCGAACUUGCUACGUCACUGAGGACACACAGGUGUAACAGGACAAAUCUCAUGAUAAAAACCAGGGUUACAUUUCAAUACAAAAAUCAAAAGAAUGAAAGAAAAAAGGAAUUAUAGUUUUAUUUAUACUCAGCACUUUUUCUCCCUAAAUUUUCAUUAUCAUUCAUUCUUUUAUGUAAUGUAAAAAAAAAUACAGAUUAAUAUGUAAUAAAAUUGUUUUAUUGUUCUGACAUUCUUUAAAGUUCGGAAUGACAGUAAUUAGAAUCCCUAUUCAGAUUAAAUGGAAUUACAAAAAGCUCAAAAGUAAAAUGGCCAUAAAAACAGUAAAAAUAAAAAGUAAAACGUUGCUGAUGUUUGUGAAUGCUGAUUUAAAAAAAAAAUACAAUAUUGAUUUUUAAUACAAUAAAAAGUUCAAAAUGACAGUAAUGAGAAUUCAAAUUGGUAAUAAAUGGAAUUACAAAAAAAAAUGUAAAAGUAAAAUUUCCAUAAAAACAGUAAAAAUAAAAUACAACUUACAUUCAUGUAUUCUAAUUUAAAAAUACAAUAUUUUAAUACAAUAAAAAAAUCUGAAUGACAUCAAUCAGAACCCCCACUGUGAAAAACCUGAAAGUAAAAUAUCUAUUAAAAAAAAGUUAAAACAUUAUAAUGGUGAGAAUUAGGGGAAUGUGUGUAUUUGUUGUUAAAAUAUUAAUUAUAAUAAAAAAAUAAAUAAACUUUUAAAUAUUUCUAAAUAAUUUUUUUGUGACCUGGACAAGGCCAGAGACCUGUGUGUCCUCAGUACACCUUCAGUCUCGAGGGACACGGUUUUGUGUAUGGACUAUACUACACACAAAUCCAUAGUAAUUCUGUGAUGUAUCAGGACUCAGCUGUAUUAGUCUAGAAUAUCUGCACAAAGUACAUAAAAUGUUAUGGAAAUUAUUAUUAGAUUAUAUUUUAAUUUUGACAGUUAACAUAUUCUAUGAGCUAUUAACAAUCACGCAUAUGCCUAAACGUAUCCAGGCUAUGUUAAGACCGUUUCAUCAGGUGAGUGCAUUGAUUUGAUUGUGUGUUUAAUAGUGCUGAGUGAUAUUGUCAAAUAGAUAUUGAUGCAGUUUGACUGUAUUGAGAAUAUCUCAGAAUGUAAUGUAUGAAUUUGCUCUGAAAUUGUUUAAAAGAAUAGAUUCAGGAUAUUUAACAUUGGAACUUAAUUGGAACUCAAGGUAAAUACAUUAAUAUGCAAUUUACAUUAUUGUAAUGAUAUACUACAAAAUAUUAUUGUAGAAUAUGUUCAAAUUAUUAUUCACAACAUUCAUAAAGUUGCUCGAUUAAAAACCACUAAAACAUC
This is a messenger RNA of Cyprinus carpio (common carp), 4174 nucleotides long. Its product is annotated as von Willebrand factor A domain-containing protein 8-like. The record is from RefSeq and is a predicted model, not a curated record. Gene Ontology annotation, cellular component: cytoplasm. Lineage: Eukaryota; Metazoa; Chordata; Actinopteri; Cypriniformes; Cyprinidae.